CAAAACAUACUACUGUCCUUCCACUCUUAUUUUUCAUUCAUUGUCCUCCCUAUAAAAAUCUUGCAUAGCUUAUGUACUUGAUUAAUUAAAACAAUAACCCGCAGUGUAUUUUCCUAUGAUUAAUCAACUAAAACUACGGGGGAGGGAGGUAAAUGUAAUGAAAAGUUAAAGUAGAUGAAGGACUAUGGUAUGGUUUGGAAGAGUAGAGGGAGGUCUUUGAAUGAAAUUGAUUUGGUGAGAGGGCAGGCUGUGUUUUUGGGACGUGGCUGGGAGGGUUCUCACUCGGAAGCGGUUCAUUGUGCCAUGGAUGGAGAAGACUCUGGCAGCGGUCAGAUGUGGAUUGGGUGGUGGCAGAGGGACUGUGGCAUUUUGACAAUUUCGCAGGGGGUUGAGACUCCGAGAAGGGAGGAGGUGAAUCUGGUUCCUUUUUGGGUGCGGAUCUAUGGGGUUCCACUGAGGAGGAUGAUGGUGGCUACAGCUGGUGUGCUAGGACAGUCCAUUGGCGGAGUGGUGGCGAUUGAUGCUGGUGAAGGAAGGCCGUGGAGCAUGGAUUAUUUGAAGGUGAAGGUGGAGGUGGAUGUGCGCCGCCCGUUAAUGCGAGGGCGUCGGGUUCUGUUGGAGGAUGGGUCAAGUAUUUGGGUUAGUUUUAGGUAUGAACGUCGAUUCAAUUUUUGUUAUACCUUUGUUUGGGGAGUGGCGACGAGUGCCGCGGCUGAUACAACAACCACUAUAGAGUUACAGCAGUAUGAUCUCAACUCGAUUGAAGCUGUAACAAACAACUUCUCAGACAGUAAUAGACUAGGUGAAGGUGGAUUUGGGGUGGUUUACCAGGGUAGAUUUCCUAAUGGACAAGAAAUAGCUGCGAAGAAGAGGUUAUCGAGGAGGUCUGGCCAAGGAGUUGAAUUCAAGAAUGAGGCUGUGUUGGUGGCUAAGCUUCAGCACCGAAAUCUAGUGAGACUAUUAGGAUCCUGUGUGGAAGGAGAAGAGAAGAUACUUGUUUACGAAUUGGUGCCCAACAAGAGCAUUUACUAUUUUCUAUUCGUUCUGUGUCAUCUACUUGGUGGGAAGCAUUUUUUGGAGGGGACAACCGCCGCACAAAGGGUGAGCAGAUUUUGGAGAGAAGGGGGCGGCAGACAAAAAGAAAGAGAGAAAAGGUCCCGAUUCUUCUCCCUUCUGGAACCCCAAUUUCAGCCACCGUCACCAUCAUCUUUCCUGAUAGCAGCGCAACCUCCCUUUGUGUCUCCGAUCAUCUUCUCCUCCGACCUCCUCGCGUUUCUUGCAUCAGAAGUAGCAGGACAGAUCCGCAGUCUUCUUGUCCGCCUCUCCAGCUUCUUCGUACACAUCAAUCCACAGCCGCAGAGCAUCUUUUUCAUCUUACAGCAACCGGGCAGCCCUUGGAAUCCACCGGCCUCUUCCAGUUUUCAGUCAUCUGUUGCUCCCUUUUCUGUUGGUAUUUUCUCAAUCAAGAGAAGUUUUUGGGCAGCAGUGAGGGGAAUGAUCCGGAUCUGAUCCCGUGAGUGGGACCCUCCAGAUUGGACUCCGAUCGGCCACCCAAAAGCUCCGCCAUUUUCUUGUUAUUUUCUGGAAUUGUUGCUAUUGUUGUUGAGUAAAAUGUUAUGGAUUGAGGUGAAUAAAAUGAACAUUUCAUG
Rubroshorea leprosula is the source of this 1649-nucleotide messenger RNA. The record is from the annotation of a GenBank genome assembly. Lineage: Eukaryota; Viridiplantae; Streptophyta; Magnoliopsida; Malvales; Dipterocarpaceae.